Messenger RNA from Piliocolobus tephrosceles (Ugandan red Colobus), 624 nucleotides. RefSeq lists its product as uncharacterized. The record is from RefSeq and is a predicted model, not a curated record. The transcript is spliced from 2 exons. The coding region runs from base 167 to 574 and encodes 135 amino acids. NCBI's taxonomy places the organism in Eukaryota, Metazoa, Chordata, Mammalia, Primates, Cercopithecidae.
GGUCGCAUCCGUCUCCCUCUGCCCGCCCUGCCACAGGAGAAGCUUCCAGGUUCCCGACGGGGAGGGCCAGAAAGGCUCUACUAGGAGGACCUCCCUGCACUUGCCAGAACUAAAACUGAGGCAGCGGCAAGAACUCGGCGUCCAAAACGCUCCCCAAAGCCCUCCGAUGCCCUCAGGACGCUGGAGCCAGCCCGGCUGCAGCCGCCAUUGCGCAAGGUCGCGCGCCCAGCACUGGCUGCCCAGAAGCGGGAGGGCAGGGAAGGUCCUAUGUACCAGAAAGGCUGCCCACGGCACAAACACUGAUCCCGUGUCCUGUGUCAGGGAAAGGGAAGGCAAAGAAAAGAAAGAGAAGGCCAAGGAGACCUACCUGAGUGAGGUCACGCGCCAGCGGGAAAGGCCCAGUCCGCUCUACAUCCCGCAGUCGCAACUCAGAUACGGGGUGAGAGGCGUGUUCCCAAGACCAGACACUGCCAGUGCCGUCUCACCUCCCACUUUUUUUCUGAAACUGCUAGGGGCCCAGCGCUGCUUCUGCAGCCUCCCAGGGGAUGCUGCUGGUGGCGCGUAUGCCGCCUAGGUGGGUGGGGAUGUGCUGAGGCCGAAGGAGUGACAGCGACUUGUAGGUUU